Messenger RNA from Triticum aestivum (bread wheat), 1036 nucleotides. RefSeq lists its product as uncharacterized. The transcript is spliced from 6 exons. The record is from RefSeq and is a predicted model, not a curated record. Lineage: Eukaryota; Viridiplantae; Streptophyta; Magnoliopsida; Poales; Poaceae. Bases 219 to 695 code for a protein of 158 amino acids.
CCACCCACACCCACACCCCCGGCCCGGGCCCCCAUCUUCGCCCCUUUGUUCCUCCCUCUUUUGCAUCUCUCGCCGGGGCAGGGCACGGAGGGUGGAAGAAACAGGGCGGCAGCCGGGCUGGGAAGGAGGAGGAAGGAAGCAACCCCACCCACCACCCGCUCCUUCUUCCUCCCCCCUCCUCACCCCCCUCCACGCCUCCCAGGGCCCGAGCUGCUGCCAUGGCGGAUAGCAACCCGGACAGCAUCAAGAGAUACACGCCUCCCGUGCACAGGAAUCGUGCAAACAAUCGCCGCAAGGCUGGAGCAGAUAGGGCUGAGAAAGCCAACUAUUCAUACAACAAUGAUGGAGAGAAGAGCCAUGUUCCUUCACUAAAGAACCUUCCUCCAAUUAUCCAUCAUGAUGCUUUUGUCAGCAAUGCUCAAAAUGAUUACAGUCAUGCAAGAUUAGUACCAUUGGAAGGAUGUUCUGCUAGUGAGGCUUCACAGCUUCUCAGUGAACGUUGGGCUGCUGCAAUGAACAUGUAUAAUGACCCAAAUGAUUCCCCUGAUAAACCGGUGAUGUACGCUGGAUCUGGCGGAUCGUCAUGGGGUCAAGGUCACAUGAAACUUCCUCAUCAGAUGAACUUCCUCGAAGAUCUGCGUCGUGCGGUAGAUGCUCAAACGGGCCUGGCAGCGGCGCUCAGCACCUGGAACUAAUUAAAGUCAAGCUGCAUCGGUGGAGUGUCACAGAUUUAUCAGAAGCAAGCUAUUUUGCCAGCUCAAUGUGUGUUCAGUUUCGUUUGAAAACUAUAUGUAUGAUGAUAAGUCCAAAUUUUAGUCUAACCUGCGGCUGCUUGGUUUCUCUAAAAUGGGAGCAGCAGUCAAUCUCUUGUAGCCUUACAGAUGGAAGGGCAUUGCUGUGUCGUGAACCUGAGUCACCGGGUAGGUACUCGAUUACUCUGCCUUAACAAUGCCCUGGUAAAAGUUGUAUUCGGUUGAAAGAAAAAGAUUGUUUGGAUAUACUCUGUCAUGGCCAUGAAUUUUGUGCAGUUCUUUGA